AUGGUUUGUGGUUGGUUUGGAAGUUUGGGAAACGUUUGGGUGAUGGGAUUUUCAUGGAAAAUUGGGUUUUCUUUGAGAAAUCACGGAUUUUCAAGGAGAAACGAGUUUUGAUGUGAAUUUUCAUACGGAAAACCAGGAAAAUGAGGUUUUCUACAGACUUAAAAUUGAAAAUAUUGAGUUUUCAAGAUUUUUUUGAUGUAAAAUUCAAAAUUCUCGCUGAAAACUUGUUUUUUUGUGAAACUUUUGAAGAAAACUAUAUUUUUAAUAAACCGAAACUUGAAAAAAAACAAUUCAAGUAAAAUUUAUGUGAGAAUUCUCAAUAUUUUCAUGAAAAAGCUGAUUUUCGGCAAAAUUCAGGAUUUUCAUGUGAAAUUGUUCUGAAAAAUCCUUUCUAGGUCACGUUUCUUUUAUUUUUUUUUUUUUUUAAUUUCAUUUCUAGUUUGGAAAAAUAUUUCAAUCAGAUUUUUGAAAAAAAAAACGUGAGUGGCUUUCACUUUUCAAUGAAAACUUGAUGAAAAAUCCAAAACGUGUAAGAGUUAGCUAAAACUUGAAGAAAAAUUUCAAAUUUUGGUCGUUUUCCGACCGUGUACUACUCUCGGACAAGAGAGCAACCUCUGAAAUCCGAAAUUUGUACGAUUUUGCUCAAUUUUUGUGAGCCUUGCUGAUAAUUUUGUUUUUUCCGGACGAAACUUCUUGUCCAAAAGAACUACACGGCAAUAAUGUUUGAUUCUUAACCCGUGUACUUCUCACGGACAAGCGGUAAACCAAUAAAUUAAAAUUUUUGUGAUUCUUUUCCAAUCAAAUUCCCAUCAUUCCCCAAUUCUCCGAGAGAACUACACGUAUAUGUUCUUAACCCGUGUACUCCUCGUGGACAACCGCUGAUCUCCAAAAAUUCAAAAAUCCACGAGAAUCACACAUGUCAAUUCUGGCGCGUCUUUUCCCAAACUUCCAAAUUUCGUCAAAACACCGUGCCGCACAUUGUCAAUCUUUCAUUCAUUUCGUCAUCGAUUUCGCACCUUCUAAAUCACACGAACACCUGUUGUUAUUGUUAUUUACGUAUCUUCGCACCUCUAAGCCCCGCCCCUUUUUUUUGCUCUCGAAAAGGGGCGUGGCUUCGUUGGUGACCCAACUUGGUGCUUUUUUACAGAAGUAGUUUAUUGCAUUCUGCUAAUCCGGUUGGAGUUGGUGAGCCCCGCUCUACUUAGCCUAAGUCUACCGUAUUUCCUCCCCAUUGCUAUGUCCGAUUUUUUGGCUCCAAGAAGUUUGAAGAGAAGUGCUCGUGCCAUUUCGAGUCCAACAGGUUGGUUUUUAGGGGAUUUUGGGGAAUCUAGGGUGAUUUUAGAGAGCUUAAGAGCAUUUUAAGGACCUUUGGGAGCAUUCUAAGGAGCUUUGGAGCAUUUUUAAAGGCUUUGGAGCGUUUUUAAAGGGUUUGGAGCAUUUUUGAGGGCUUUUGGAGCAUUCUAAGGGCCUUGGAGCAUUUUAAAGGCCUUGGGGGCAUUUUUAAGGGCUUGGGAGCAUUCUAAAGGCUCUUGGAGCAUUCUAAAGAGCUUUGGAGCAUUUUUAAGAGCUUUGGAGCAUUUUAAAGAGCUUUGGAGCAUUUUUAAAGGCCUUUGGAGCAUUUUUAAAGGCUUUGGAGCAUUUUUAAAGGCUUUGGAUCAUCCUAAAGGCCUUUGGAGCAUCAUAAAGGCCUUUGGAGCAUCAUAAAGGCCUUAGGAGCAUCCUAAAGGCCUUAGGAGCUUCCUGAAGGCCUUGGGAGCAUUUUAAGGGCCUUGGGAGCAUUUUAAGGGCCUUGGAGCAUUUUAAGGGCCUUAGUAGCAUUUUUAAAGGCUUUGGAGCAUUUUUAAAGGCUUUGGAGCAUUUUAAAGAGCUCGAGACUAUUUUCAGCACUAAAUUUCACCUAGGUUUCACUUAAAAUUGACCUAAGUUAGCUUAAAUCCACCCAAAACUAAUCCAAUAUUUUUGCAGAACGAACCCCAGCCAGAACAGCUCCGAUUUCCAAAAAACGUCGUCAUUCUCGACUUUUCUCACUGGAACAUGCUUAUAAUCCGGCCACAAGUUCUGACGAUAUUCCAAUCCCGGCCAACUUUGUCAUCUCACCAUUGCGUCUCGGAAAUCUGCCAAUUCCACGUCUCAACUUCGACUCAGAUUCGUCCGACUCGGAUGCGGAAGCGGAAGCGGACGCGGACGCGGAACCAGCCGCAGAGCCAGUUGUUGUUGACUCAGAUGCCUCCAACAACAAUUCGAUUAUCCCGCAAGCGGCCGGCUUGAAAACACCGCAUCGUCCGCGUGCGAUUCCAGUGCGGCGAAUUUUGGCCGCCACACCCGCGUCGCCAGUUGCGGCGACACAAUCCGCGGUUACUGCUCGUGAGGCGCGGAGACUUCGCGUAAAGCCUGCGCCACCAAAUGCGCCACGAAGAAAGAGCUUGGGAGGUGAGUAUUUUUCGUAAAAUUCAAAUUUCCCGCCAAAAUUUUCACCCCGCGAAUUUCAAAAAUUCAAAUUUUAAUUUUGCAGCUCUCCACCAAUCUUCCCGCGUCAAAGAUGUCGCCGCUUUGUUCAGUAAUAUGUAA
Caenorhabditis angaria is the source of this 2568-nucleotide messenger RNA. NCBI's taxonomy places the organism in Eukaryota, Metazoa, Nematoda, Chromadorea, Rhabditida, Rhabditidae. The record is from the annotation of a GenBank genome assembly.